Lampris incognitus (smalleye Pacific opah) is the source of this 3408-nucleotide messenger RNA. RefSeq names its product membrane-associated guanylate kinase, WW and PDZ domain-containing protein 3. The record is from RefSeq and is a predicted model, not a curated record. Lineage: Eukaryota; Metazoa; Chordata; Actinopteri; Lampriformes; Lampridae. Gene Ontology annotation, cellular component: cytoplasm. Gene Ontology annotation, biological process: signal transduction. Gene Ontology annotation, molecular function: protein binding. The transcript has 21 exons.
AUGUCCCGGACACUAAAGAAGAAGAAACACUGGACCAGCAAAGUGGUGGAAUGCGCGGUGUCGUGGGGGAACCUCGGGGAGUUUGGCUCCGUGGUGGAAAUCCUCGGAGGCGCGGAGCUGGGAGAGUUCCCGUACCUUGGCCAAAUGAAGCUGGACGUGCUGGUGUGUCACGUCGGGAAACUGCCCUACUAUGGAGACGUUUUGCUGGAGGUGAACGGCACGCCGGUCAGUGGACUUACAAACCGCGACACCCUGGCGGUCAUCCGUCACUUUCGGGAGCCAAUUCGUCUGAAGACUGUCAAACCAGGAAAGGUAUUGAAUACCGACCUGCGCCAUUAUCUCAGUCUGCAGUUCCAGAAAGGCUCCUUGGACCACAAGCUCCAGCAGAUCAUUAGGGACAACCUCUACCUACGCACCAUCCCCUGUACCACACGGCUGCCGAGGGAAGGAGAGGUGCCAGGAGUAGACUACAACUUUAUCAGUGUUGGGGACUUUAGGAUCUUGGAGGAAAGUGGACUUUUGCUGGAGAGCGGCACCUAUGAUGGUAACUACUACGGCACCCCCAAGCCCCCAGCAGAGCCCAACCUGGUGCAGCCGGACCUGGUGGACCAGGUGCUGUUUGAUGAGGAAUAUGGCAGCGAGAUGCCCAGGAAACGCACCACCUCAGUCAGCAAGAUGGACAGGAAGGACAGCGUGGUCCCCGAAGAGGACGAUGACGAGGAGAGGCCACCGCUGGUCAAUGGCCUGCCGGACCACAAAGAAGGUGCAGAGUGGAGGAAGACGGUGCCCAGCUACACCCAGUCCAGUAGCACCAUGGACUUCCGUACAUGGAGCUCCCUUCCCCGCGACGACAGCCUGGAGCCCCUGCCACUCAACUGGGAGAUGGCCUACACUGAGACUGGCAUGGUCUACUUCAUCGAUCACAACACCAAGACCACCACAUGGCUGGAUCCUCGCCUGGCCAAGAAGGCCAAGCCCCCUGAGAAGUGCGAAGACGGAGAGCUUCCCUACGGCUGGGAAGAGAUUGACGAUCCACAGUACGGCACAUACUAUGUUGAGUAAGUGGACUGCAGCCACAUCAACCAGAAGACCCAAUUUGAGAACCCAGUCCUGGAGGCGAAGAAGAAGCUCAGCCAGGAAUCAGCUAUAGUACAAAAAGCGACCUCACCUCCUCAAGGCAAGGGAGGUGCACCUGGAUUCACCACAGACCCCAGCCAGCUCAAGGGUGAGAUGUACCACACGGCUCUGAGGAAGAGCCCCCAGGGAUUUGGCUUCACCAUCAUCGGCGGUGAUCGCACAGAUGAAUUCCUGCAGGUGAAGAAUGUCCUUAGUGACGGCCCUGCAGCCCACGACAACAAGAUGGCCUCUGGCGACGUGAUCGUGGAGAUCAACGGGACCUGUGUACUGGGUAAGACCCACCCAGAGGUGGUUCAGAUGUUCCAGUCCAUCCCAGUCAACCAGUACGUGGACAUGGUCCUUUGCCGUGGCUAUCAGCUUCCCCCGGAUGUAGACCUGGACAGCGAUGACCCACCUCCCCCGCCACCCCCUCCCCCGCCGGCCACCCAGCACCAGCAGGGUCUGCAGGGGGGUGAGGUAGUGACUGCUGUGCCCCUGAUCAAUGGGCAGCCACUACUGGUGAAGGGUGAAGUUCUCCAUGGCUCCUCCCAGGAGCUCCACUACGUCACUACGGAUGCCAGUGGGCGCCCCGUGGUGGCCGCCAUGCCCAACGGGAGGCAGGGAGAGCGGGCGGAGGCAGCCUCGGGGAUGCUACAGCCAGAGCUGGUGAGUGUGCCUCUGGUGAAGGGGCCGGGUGGAUUCGGGUUCGCCAUUGCUGACUGCCCGCUUGGGCAGAAGGUGAAGAUGAUCCUGGAUGCCCAGUGGUGCCGCGGGUUGCUGAAGGGGGAUGUCAUAAAGGAGAUCAACAGGCAGAAUGUCCAGACUCUGAGCCACGCCCAGGUGGUCGACAUCCUCAAAGACUUGCCUGUGGGCAGUGAGGUCAAUGUGCUGGUUCUGCGAGGAGGUCAAACGUCCCCUGUGAAAAGCCUAAAGCCAAGACAAGAAAUGACCGCCAGCACAGAGACCCUUGACUGUAUGAGCGACUCAGCCCCCCAAGCCCUGCCCUACCUCUCCAAUGUCAGCACCCUGCGCUCCUCCGACUCCCCCAAACGAGACGCCACAGAGAUGUACCUCAAAUCCAAGGCCCUGCUGGAGAGCAGACAACCUCACACCAAAGAUAUCGACGUCUUCCUGAAGAGAGACAUUGAGACAGGCUUUGGCUUCCGUGUGCUGGGAGGAGAGGGUCCAGAGCAGCCAGUUUACAUCGGGGCCAUUGUGCCCAACGGAGCUGCAGAGAAGGACGGUCGUCUGAGGGCGGGAGACGAGCUCAUCGGCAUUGACGGUGUGAUGGUCAAAGGUCGUUCCCACAAGCAGGUGCUGGACCUAAUGACCAACGCUGCCCGUAACGGUCAAGUCAUGCUGACCGUGCGCAGGAAGGUCAUCUACAGAGAUGUGACAGAGGAGGAGGCACAGAGCAAGGCGCCAGUAGUGGUGAACGGCUCUCCCAGGCCAGCCCACAUCCCCAUGCCCAGCGCUCUGGACCAUGAAUCUUUCGACAUCACCCUCCACCGCAAGGACACAGAGGGCUUUGGCUUUGUCAUCCUCACCUCCAAGAGCAAACCCCCACUUGGAGUGAUCCCACACAAGAUUGGCCGUAUCAUUGAAGGUAGUCCCACUGACCGCUGUGGCCUGCUGAAUGUUGGAGAUCGUAUCUCAGCAGUCAACGGUCGCUCCAUCAUAGAACUAUCUCACAACGACAUUGUUCAGCUCAUCAAGGAUGCUGGGAAUGUUGUUACCCUCACAGUGGUCCCAGAGGAUGAAUACAAGGGCCCUCCAUCUGGAGCCAGCUCUGCUAAGCAGAGUCCAGCCCUUCAGCACAGAACUGUAGGUCAAAGGUCAGGACAGCAGGAUGAACGUUAUAACCUAGACUUGGAAGAGAAACGGGAGGGAGUCAACUGGUCUGACUACAAAACUCUUCCUCCUAGUGAGCAGGGAACGCUGUGCGUGACAGGACCUAACCAGGGUUGCUUGACAGUGGAACUGGAGCGUGGUCCCAGGGGCUUUGGCUUCAGUCUGCGUGGAGGAACAGAGUACAACAUGGGACUCUACAUCCUGAGACUUGCCGAGGAAGGACCCGCUCUUCUGGAUGGCCGAAUCCAUGUUGGAGAUGAGAUAGUGGAAAUCAAUGGGGAGCCGGCUCGCGGCAUCUCCCAUACAAGGGCCAUUGAACUGAUCCAGGCUGGAGGAAACAAAGUAGUCCUUCUGCUGAGACCUGGGGCUGGACUAGCUCAAGAUAACAGUAGUACAGCUUCUUCUACUGUGUGCUACUACACUAAUGAACACCAACACUAA